CUCUCACAACUCAUCAUGGCGCCGAAUCGGAAGGAGGACUCUCGUGGACGUCGACGCAGCAGGAGCAGGGACAGGCGUGUAUCCAUCGACAACAGGCGUUGUUCUGUCGGCAACAUAAGGAUGGCCACCGCCGGCAACCAUCGUCGAACAGCUCAAGGACGCAGUGCAUCCAGGGGGAGGACGGCAGGCGGUCAGCAAUCAAUUGUACGGGGAGUCAGGACGCAACGUCGAGUUGCAGCAUCGAGAGCCGCAGUUGAGCCUUUGGCAGACGAAGAACGACAACGGUCAUCAACAAAUUCGCUCAUACAAGAACAGAAUGCUGCUCAGCGCUGGUUUAAAGUCAUCAAUCAGGACGAAGUCAGGAUUGUUCGUCAACAGUACGUCCUAGAUCUCCAGCAGUACAGGCGACCUGGCGGAACGUACCAGGCUUUCAAUCGGAUCGAGAGCGAGUCUCUGGGCCUAAACCGCUAUGAGGACGUCCAACUUCUGGACCAUUCGCGGGUCAUCUUGAAAAGUUCCGGCGGGAUAGACUACAUUCAUGCAUCGCAUGUAAAAGGUGGACCUUUUCCAAUGAUUUGCGCCCAGGGACCCGUGGACAGGACGAUCGGCCACUUCUGGACAAUGGUUGCAGAAAACAAUUGCGCGGUCAUCGUUCAACUUUGCCAGUACGUCGAGGAUGGGCGGAGGAAAUGUGCCGACUACUUUCCGCAGGGGAAAUCGACCAACUAUGGCAACGUCACAGUGGAACGAAUGAGCCAGACGAAGGAGUCGCCUUCUAACCCGCAUGUGAAAAGGACAUUGUUCAACGUCGCACUGAGAGGAGAAAAGCCCAUGGAUGUAGCGCAUUUCCGGUUCGAUGGAUGGCCCGAUCAUGACGUCCCUGACAAUCCAGUUUCGUUUCGCCAAUUCCGACUUGCGAUUCUGCGACAGGCGAUCGAAAAGAAGUGCACCGUACUUAUACACUGCAGCGCUGGAGUCGGCCGCACUGGCACUUAUGCAGCCAUAGAGAUCGCCAUCAGAAACCUGAUCCAGAACGACCACCUGAUCCAGAUGUCGACCGUCUACCGAGCUGUGCGCAAUCAACGGGAGCGGGCAAUUCAAACUGACCUUCAAGUACUCUAA
Meloidogyne enterolobii is the source of this 1122-nucleotide messenger RNA. Lineage: Eukaryota; Metazoa; Nematoda; Chromadorea; Rhabditida; Meloidogynidae. The record is from the annotation of a GenBank genome assembly.